UUGUUACUGAGGGGUGAUUAUUUGCUUUUUUGUGUUUUUGUUUUGUUUUUGUUUUACGAGUGACCCAAGAGCAAUGUGAAAGAGUCACAAUUGCGACAACAAGUCGAAAGAAGUAUUUUUUAUGAAAGAAAGCACACUGUUUUUAAACGGCCAGCGUUUGAAAGUAUAGUUGUCAUACGAUUAGAUUGCAGAAUGGAAGCACCGUUGUGAAUGUGAAAGGUUGAUCGUCAAAAACUUGUCUCAAUCGAGAUCUCCAGAUUCCAAGUAAAAUACAAGCAACAAUGAAAACGAAUGAUAAAGAAGUGGCGACAGUAGAAUUUUUUGUUUUUGUAAGUCAUUCGAAUCAAGCGAAAUGAGUAUAGCCAGUAUUCUACCAGGUCGAAUUAGCACGUCCGUAAAAGGUGGUCGCAGGCUUUGGAGGGAACAAGGAAUCACGCAAUAUAGCUCCCAAUUGUGUUGGUUGAUCGAAUGCUUGAAUACAUGUGGACAUUUAGGACUCAAGAAAACGACGGAAAUUGAUAGACCCAGUAGACUAUAUACUGGAACCCAGGAGACGACGAAAGUUACCAAAGUGGCAAAUCGCUUACAACUUGAAAAUAGCAGAGACGAGUUAUGCCUAAAGUCAUUUAUCCCAAGAAUAGGGUGGAUAUUUUGAUGAAGAAAAAAACUAAAGCAAAUAAUAAAGGAAUGGGAUUGUGAGCUCU
Molecule: messenger RNA, 704 nt
Organism: Mucor mucedo
Lineage: Eukaryota; Fungi; Mucoromycota; Mucoromycetes; Mucorales; Mucoraceae
Exons: 2
Coding region: 353-655 (100 amino acids)
Source: RefSeq, a predicted model, not a curated record